UUUGCCUGUAGAGGAGCAUCCCUGUGACCGAGGCUUCAUUUACUUCUCUGUGAUAAAUAACGCGUUGAUCUUCAAUAUAUACAUAUCUAUGUAAAUUUGUGUGUUGUGUGUCUUUAUUUUACAUAAAUAUGACGACGGCAGGAAGACACAAUGGAAGAGUGAGUGGCUAAGACUUGUUGAUGUACUCGACUUCUAGACGGUCAGCAGUGUGCUGUACAGGGAGAAGACGGGAUUUUUUAAGCACAGCUUUUUUUCUAUUAAAUACAGGACAGUUGACAAGGAUAUAUGACAAAACAUCUCCAGCAUCACGUUUUCUUUUCAGGCGUUGUGAAAAUAAGCGGAGCUUACCUUUAAAUCAGCGCCUUAUAAGAAGGUUCGGUGUCGCUUCCGCUCCUGGGAGUCUCCUAAAGUUUAUUUAUUUUCACGCUGCAGUCACACGGGUCAGACGUCAUUUUCACAAGAGACAGUUCCGUUUGUAUUACAUGUGAUUCCGAAAUCUUUAGUUCGCCGCUUGCCUGAUGUUACUUUGCUCGUCAAUCUUAAAGAGUUAAAUCUCAUUUUGAAACCUUGUGCUUUUUUUAAUGAUGCCUAGAGUGAAGUGCAAGCUUAAGACCAGUUAGAGCAAAAUGCGUUUAAGCCUUUGUCUUUCAGAGAAGUUUCAGAAACACAGGUGAGCUAUUCUUGCUGUCUGUCAAGUUAACAAUUUAGAGUCUGGGCCGGCAAUAAAGAUGAUGACAACGCCAAAGACAAGCCGAUCAGAGUUGACGGUCACUUGCAGUCGCAGUCUUUUAGCGAAGUGGCGUGGUUCGCAGGAUAACCUGAUGAAUAUCUAAAAAAUAAAUAGACAUAUUCACCAUCGUGGCAAAACGAGCGCCCAGCCGUUUAAAACUAUCAGCAAUUGCAUCUGCUUCGUUAGGUGCCUGAUCUUACGCGACGUGAUGGGUGUCGCUAUCCAGCGUUCUGAAUUCUACAAAAGGAGUCAAGCAAUCAAUGGAAAUGUACCAGUUCACAAAUAUGCCAACUGCUUUAAAUGAAGAUCGGCUUGCGAUUUAAAUUAUCUACAGACAGUAUUGUCUGUUUGGGACUCUUUGGAUAUAUGCAAAUAUGACCAGUAUUUCAAAAAAGCCUUAACCAAUCGAGGCGUCCUCCUUUUUAAGUUUGGGAUUUAUUUACUUGAGAUGUGUUUCUUUUUCUUUACAUAUCACCUGUAACGAGUUAAAAAUGGGAAAAUGUGGACAUGUACCCUUCGAAGGAAAGUACAAAGAGAGGGGACCUUAUUAAAAGCUUGCAUACGAGCUUAUAAAGAAAACCCUAAUAUAAAUAUUGUUCAUUGUGGAAGCGAGGACUUCUGUUACUUUUUCUCUCAACAAUGGGUCAGUGAAGAUUACAGAGACCGAAAAGGUAUUCUGGACCGGAGCCUCACUCUUGGAGCCCGUUGUCUGUCAGUGUUUGUAUCUCACAGGUGACUUUUUUUACGUGCCAUGGCAGCGGCUAUUGCCAGCGGUUUGAUCCGGCAAAAGAGACAGGCUCGGGAACAGCAUACGGACCGCCCAUCCGCUAACCGGAGGAGAAGUAGCCCCAGCAAGAAUCGGGGUCUCUGCAAUGGGAACCUGGUGGAUAUUUUCUCUAAAGUCAGAAUCUUUGGCCUUAGAAAAAGGAGGCUACGAAGGCAAGAUCCCCAGCUCAAGGGUAUAGUGACCAGGUUAUACUGCAGGCAAGGUUACUACUUGCAAAUGCACCCCGAUGGAUCUCUCGAUGGGACCAAGGAAGACAGCAGUAAUUCUACUUUGUUCAACCUUAUACCAGUGGGACUCAGAGUUGUUGCAAUUCAGGCUGUGAAGACAGGAUUAUACAUAGCCAUGAAUGGAGAAGGAUACCUGUACACAUCAGAACUUUUUACACCAGAGUGCAAGUUUAAAGAAUCUGUAUUUGAAAAUUAUUAUGUGAUUUACUCAUCCAUGCUGUACAGACAACAAGAAUCUGGCAGGGCAUGGUUCCUAGGUCUUAACAAAGAAGGCCAAGUCAUGAAGGGAAACCGGGUAAAGAAGACGAAACCAGCUGCUCAUUUUUUGCCCAAGCCAUUAGAAGUUGCCAUGUACAGAGAGCCAUCAUUGCAUGAUGUUGGGGAAACAGUUCCGAAGGCUGGAGUGACUCCAAGCAAAAGCACAAGUGCGUCUGCAAUAAUGAAUGGUGGGAAACCCGUUAGCAAGACGAGCAAGACGACAUAG
Polypterus senegalus (gray bichir) is the source of this 2228-nucleotide messenger RNA. RefSeq names its product fibroblast growth factor 14 (gene fgf14). Gene Ontology annotation, molecular function: fibroblast growth factor receptor binding; growth factor activity. Lineage: Eukaryota; Metazoa; Chordata; Cladistia; Polypteriformes; Polypteridae. Gene Ontology annotation, cellular component: cytoplasm. The coding region runs from base 1482 to 2228 and encodes 248 amino acids. The record is from RefSeq and is a predicted model, not a curated record. Gene Ontology annotation, biological process: animal organ morphogenesis; fibroblast growth factor receptor signaling pathway; positive regulation of protein phosphorylation. The transcript is spliced from 5 exons.